AUGGUCUAUUGGCUCUUUGAGGCGCGCGCGGAACGCUACGCGUCAUACGCUCGGGUCUGGUUCUGGUCGGGCGGCGAGCUGCCCUUACUCGCCGUCCGCAGACUUGCGCUUACGGUGGCCGGAGAUCAUAUUUUCUCGAUCCCCGACGCCCAGAAUGUCUCCUACUACGGCGGCUGGGGCGUGAGGAGGAUAGUUCCCUCACGCGCUCCGCCCCCUCCUUUGCAAGCAUCAUUGAAGGACAAUAAUAAAAAGAUCGAGCGAUCAUCUCCGGCCACCGUAAUCCUGGGUUUGAGGACGGUGAGUAACAGAGUAGAAGCUCUCCACCAGACCAGAACCAGACCCGAGCGGAUGGCGCGUAGUAUUCUGCUCGCGCCUCAAAGAGCCAAUAGACCACCACAGACGGGGCCCAUUAGGGCUAAUGUUCAGCCGGGGUUGUGGGGCAAGCGCUAUAAGUCACCGCGGCUUCGGCCUAAAGCAGGAGAAGGUGGGAGUUCUUACAUGGCGUCUUGGAGAGCAAGUCGUAUACUUAAAUUGGUAUCACCUGAUGCAACAUCUCAUACUCAAGACAAUCUGGUGGUUAAAAUCGACAAUACUAUUGUAGAAGAUCAACACAGUACAGCUAAAGAAAACGCAGAAAAUGUUUCCCCAAAUAAAAAUAUUGAUGUAAGUAGCUGUGAUGAGAUCUUAUCAGAUUGUGAUAGAGAUGAUCAAUUUGCCAACAAAAUUGAUGCUCGAUUUAUAAGUUCCCGUAAAACAGAUAAUAGUAGUCUUACUACACACACAUCAAUAAUAAGAACAUUGCAAACAAACCUCGUACCAGAUUAUGACAGUGAUGAUUCAUCCAUAAAUGAUAAUAAUAACUUAGAAAACAUUGAAACUUGUACUGAAAUUGAUCAAAGCAUUCAAAAAGCACUGCCGAAAUCUUCUUCUUCAAGCUCGUCUACAUCAAGCUCGUCUUCAUCGAACUCUACCUCCUCUGGUAGUUCAUCUUCGGAUUCAGACAGUUCUACGUCUUCUAAACGAACUAAUCAACAUUCUGAACAAUACGCCAAUGGUGUAAGACCACAGAGCGCUUCAACUUCCACUCUACCUGCCAAUAUUUCACCAAAUUAUACUGAUGAAAGUGAUAAUAUAGACUUAAGUGAUGACGACCCUACAUUUAAUUAUGAACUGUCUACCAAACGCAAAAAGAAAAACUAUUUUUUUGAUGCCACCAAAACAGACUCAUCUGACAGUGACGACGAUAGUGUUUCAGAUUCUGAUAGAAAGAAGCUUAGUAAAAGAGGGCGCAAGCGAUCUCUAAAUCCUGCAAAGUGGAAACAAAAUAAAGUUAAAAAGCUACGGAACACUGGUGAAUCGUAUAUAUCCAUAUCGAAAUCUCAGAAAGUUAUUCCCAGCCGCUGUCUUAAAGUGCCUUGCACAGAUAAAUGUAGAUUAAAAUGCACAACUAAUAUAUCAAUGGAUGAAAGUACUGAUGAAAAAAAGAGAGAGCUGGAAGAUAAAUAUAAUAAACACAUAGAAGAAAAGUCAUUGAGUAGAAUAGAAAAACAAGAAGAUCGUAAAAAAGUUACCAAAGAUAAUAUAGUCGCAAUUUAUGAUUUAGAAGCAGUGCUCCAAUGUCCAAGAGGGCACACUCAAAAUGAAGCGGAUAGCGUGCACAGCUUAAUAGAAAAAGAGAUAAAGAAAAAUCUUAAAUCAGGGCCCAUUUACAGCCCUGAUCAGUACAUAGCUUUAAUUAAAAAUGCUAAAAAAAGUAAACCAGCUAUAAAUGUACACGAAUUAACCUUUGAUUCCUUCGUUGAUACUAAAAUAUUGCAGGAAGAAUGGGGUUACAAUUAUAAUACAAAUAUGGACGGACAAACAGUUAAUUGGAAUAAUAUAAAAGUAUUGAUGAUGAAAAAAGAGAAACCAUUCAGUAUUUUUUACAAAACUUCCUACAAAGAUGAUUGUUUCCAAGAAAUAGAUGUAAGAAAUAAAAGGAAGAAGAUGAAGCUCAUAACAGAAAUUACACUAAAAAAGGCUUACACGGAAAGGCAAGAUAUAAGUCUUAAUAAAAAGAAGGAUUUAAGAGAUCUCGUCAAUAAAGGACUUAUUCCUCCUUUUUACGCAAAUUUUUAUAAUUCGAUCAUUAACUAG
This is a messenger RNA of Spodoptera exigua (beet armyworm), 2136 nucleotides long. The record is from the annotation of a GenBank genome assembly. NCBI's taxonomy places the organism in Eukaryota, Metazoa, Arthropoda, Insecta, Lepidoptera, Noctuidae.